Messenger RNA from Danio rerio (zebrafish), 3186 nucleotides. RefSeq names its product alpha-1,3-mannosyl-glycoprotein 4-beta-N-acetylglucosaminyltransferase B (gene mgat4b). Gene Ontology annotation, cellular component: Golgi membrane. The record is from RefSeq and is marked provisional. Lineage: Eukaryota; Metazoa; Chordata; Actinopteri; Cypriniformes; Danionidae. Gene Ontology annotation, molecular function: acetylglucosaminyltransferase activity; alpha-1,3-mannosylglycoprotein 4-beta-N-acetylglucosaminyltransferase activity.
CCCUCUCAUCAUCUCAUGUGCGCGCGCUGUCAUUAACGCACGCACGCACGCACCGCAUCAGCAGCGCACGCCAGACGCGCUCGAGCACACGGUUCGGUUCGGACAUGAUACCGGCGCGGACCCGGAGAUGAGGCUCAGAAAUGGCACCUUCCUAACAGUCUUACUCUUCGGGUUAUGUGGGCUUAUAUCGUUAUCCUGGUACACCGCAUUCAGCAAUUCCAAAGGUAAUGUGGUGGACAUUUACCAGCGUGAGUUUCUGGCCCUGAGAGACCGUCUGCACUCCGCUGAGCAAGAGAACCUCAAACGCUCCAAAGAGCUCAACCUGGUGCUGGACGAAAUCAAGAGAGCCAUCGCUGAGAAACAAGCACUGCGGGACAUCAACCGUACCUGGAGCAGCCUGUCAGAUGAGACCAAGCUGAAGUUGUGGAACGUGACCAGCAGUAAGAAUGUUCUUCAGCUGCCCAGCAUCUUCCACCAUCUGCCACAUUUGCUGGCCAAGGAGAGCAGCCUUCAGCCGGCGGUGCACAUCGGCCAGGGUCGCACCGGAGUGUCGAUAGUGUUGGGGGUGCCCAGCGUAAAGAGAGAGGUGCACUCGUACCUGACGGACACGCUGAGCUCGCUGAUGACAGAACUGAGUCCUGCAGAAAAGGAGGACUGUGUGAUUGUCGUCUUCAUUGCGGAGACGGAUCAACAAUAUGCAAAUAGCGUUGCUGACAACCUUAAGCGCCUGUUUCCGGGGGAGAUUCAGUCUGGGCUUUUGGAGAUCAUUUCUCCCUCUGUCCAUUUCUAUCCAGACUUCUCUCACCUCAAGGAGUCAUUUGGUGACCCUAAAGAGCGGGUCAGAUGGCGAACAAAGCAGAACCUGGAUUACUGCUUCCUGAUGAUGUACGCCCAGACUAAAGGGAACUAUUAUGUACAGCUAGAGGAUGACAUUGUUGCUCGGCCAAAUUACUUCACCACGAUGAAAAAUUUUGCCCUGCAGCAGCCGUCAGAGGAGUGGAUGAUUCUAGAGUUUUCUCAGCUGGGCUUUAUCGGUAAAAUGUUCAAGUCAUUAGACCUGCCGCUGAUCGUGGAGUUCAUGCUAAUGUUUUACAAAGACAAGCCCAUUGAUUGGCUGUUGGACCACAUCAUGUGGGUGAAGGUGUGCAACCCGGAAAAAGAUGCGAAACAUUGUGACAGACAGAAAGCAAACCUACGCAUUCGCUUUAAACCAUCUCUCUUCCAGCAUGUCGGAACACACUCUUCCCUCGCUGGAAAGAUCCAGAAACUCAAGGAUAAGGACUUUGGAAAGCAGACAUUGCAUAAAGGUCAUGCUAACCCGCUGGCUGAGGUCACCACCAGUCUAAAAACGUACCAGCACUUCACCCUGGAGAAGGCUUAUCUAGGAGAGGAUUUCUUCUGGGCUUUUACACCUGUCGCUGGAGACUUCAUACGCAUUCGCUUCUUCACACCUGUCCGAGUAGAGAGGUAUUUCUUCCGCAGUGGAAACAUCGAGCACCCCGGAGACAAGCUUUUCAACACUACAGUGGAGGUUCUUCCUUUCGACAAUAUCCAGUCGGAGAAAGAAGCACUGAAGGAGGGAAGAGAGAAGACGCCGAAGUACCAGCGCACAGAAGAUGGCUUCAUCAGAAUAGGGAAGUUUGAGAACGGCAUCGCGGAGGGGGAAGUGGACGCUUCUUUCGGGCCGCUGGAGGCUCUGCGGCUCUCAGUACUGACGGACUCUCCUGUGUGGGUGAUUCUCAGCGAGAUUUUCAUCAAGAAAGCCGAGUGACUGAAGUUCAUCAAUACCUCAUGACUUAAGCAGUUGUGUGGUGCAGGAUUGGAGACUCCUCCACAUGAGCUCCUCACAGCAGUUUCUUUAGCUUGGUCCAAUAGCGCCAACUGCUGGCGGCAAGCUGUUCUAGCAGGGUAGAGAAGGCCAAGCCACGGCGUCACACAAAAGACACACAGCUCGCGCUGUCAGACGCGCCGCAGUGGCUGGAAGACGCUGUAUUUUUUUGUAAACUGUAUUUAUAUGUACAUAUGCCCAUGAUUGAGUUCCUUUAAUUACACUGGUUUGUUGUCAAGGGCUUCCUGGAAACUCUGACAUUCAACAAAAAUGCUGCUUUUGGAAUGGAAGACUCUUAAAUUCCUACUCGAGGUUCAAUCUUUUUUUUUUUUUCAAAGAGUUGGGUUUGUUGUUGAUUAGUUGACAAGUGAUUCUGUUUAGGCUUCUCCAAAUGAUGUAUUUAUAUUAUUUAUUACGAUACAUUUGAAGUACACACAGGCUUAUGGCCAUGCUAGAUAUGUGUUUGUUUGUGCACAGGCCUAGCGUGUGUGGUUUUUUCCAAAGUCAGUCCAAACAAUUCGUUAUGAUGAUGAGAAAUGUUUAAAGUAACUAUUAGAGUAUGCUGCAAAAUCAUUUCUUCAGAAAAUUGAAGCGCUGAUUUUUCUUGUGAUAAUUAAAUCUAUCAAAAUGAACAGGAUGGGGGAGCCUUCCGAACUUUUUUGUUGCAUCUUUUUUUAUUAUUGUUAUAAUUUUUUUACUUUCUAAUCAGGUAGCUAUAGCCUAUUUUUUCUUGCAAUAUGUUUUUUUCUCUCCUCCUCUUCCUGCCUUAAUGUGACACAGUAGUGCGCUAAUGUGGACAUUUUGUUUGUUUGUUUGAUUGUUUGGUUUUUUUUUUUACCUUAAAGCCAAAAACUGAUAUAGAAAGUUAGACAAAGCAAAAUCCUGCUCGAGAAUAAUCUGUACAGCUCAGUGUGAGUCAAUGCGCUGGUGUUUAGAUGCUCGGUUUGCUCUCUGGUGAUAGAAAUAACUCAAAUAUUAUCAGAUGCUACACAGAUCUGUCGAGGGUCCUGAUUUUUUUAUUUCCAUGCCUUAAAAUGCCAUUUUCUGUAAGUGUUUAGUUUAGUAAACAGUUCAGGCAUCAGUAUACGGUGCUGUUUGUGAACUGGACAGUCGACGUGUUUGAGAAGAUCUUACAACUGCUUUUCAAAAGGAGAAAGUUUUGUGCAGCAAAAGAACAGCAUCUGACUUAAAACAAUGCUAAGAAUCACCAUGUUGUUUUACAGCACAAGCAGAAUGGAUAUAAAGCUGCUUCAACUUUCACUGGCUCUUCAUUGUUUUCUCUUGAUUCAAUUGAUCCAUGAUCUCAGAUGAAAAUGUAAUGCUCCUGUCAAAUGAUUUGAAUAAAAUCAAAGUCCAAA